Perca fluviatilis (European perch) is the source of this 1711-nucleotide messenger RNA. RefSeq lists its product as uncharacterized. Lineage: Eukaryota; Metazoa; Chordata; Actinopteri; Perciformes; Percidae. Bases 411 to 1343 code for a protein of 310 amino acids. The record is from RefSeq and is a predicted model, not a curated record. The transcript is spliced from 8 exons.
UGUCCUUAGAUGACCAAGACACAUUCCUAUAAACAGCUUGGUUUAAGGGUUUUAAUCGCUCUGUCCCAUGUCUGGAAGUGGCAUGCCAAAGGUGAAGAAGCUGUUUCUACAACUUGAAGCCUAAUCAGCAUGAUACAGUAACUCUGGCUGAGGCACUCUGGCAGUGGGUGCUGCUGGUGGCAACUACAGAGAGUAUCAUUCUAUCACAUUUCAAUAAACUACUGAGCUCUGGGGUAUAUUUCAUGGUGUAUCCUUAGAUGACCACUGGAACCUAGAUGAGUAGGAGUGUAUAAACAGGAGUUCACUCUGAAGAAGCUGUUGCUACAUUUAAACGUAAAGUCAGCACGAUACAGACUUGAAUCAACUGACUCCAGGGGUACAUCAUUUGUUCUAACCAGGAAUCAGGAAUAAUGAAAAACAGUGUGGUUUUUUCUUUGCUGCUCCUCUUGGGGACGUGCUCAGCUUACGAAAAUGUGGCCUUGCGUGGCAAAGCAACUCAGUCACUACGUUGGGAUGGAGUUUAUGGAGCUGCCUACAAUGCUAUUGAUGGAAACCGUCAUUCUGAUUUUCAUGACGGUUCAUGCACCCACACUAAAGUACAGACCAACCCCUGGUGGAGAGUGGACCUGCUGGAGUCCUACAUCGUCACCUCCAUCAUCAUCACCAACAGAGGAGACUGCUGUCCAGAAAGGCUCAACGGGGCAGAGAUUCACAUCGGCAACUCUUUACGAGACAAUGGUAUCACAAACCCAUUGGCUGGUGUAAUUUCUGAAAUCCCUGCAGGGAGCUCAUACACUUUGACUUUCGCCAAUCGUGUGGAGGGACGUUAUGUGACCGUGUCUCUAUCUGGUUCAGAGAGGGUUCUUUCACUCUGUGAAGUGGAAGUUUUCGGGUACCGUGCCCCAACUGGAGAGAACCUGGCACUCCAAGGAAAAGCCACACAGUCAUCAUUACAUAGUUUUGGCAUUGCGUAUAAUGCCAUUGACGGGAAUCGUGCCAGCACGUGGGAGAAGGCGUCCUGCAGUCACACAGCCCAAGAGGCGAACCCCUGGUGGCGACUGGAUCUGAUCAAAACCCACAAAGUAUUUUCGGUUAAGAUAACCAACCAAGAUGUAAACGAACAAUUAAUCAACGGAGCUGAGAUCCGCGUUGGAGAUUCUCUUAACAACAAUGGCAACAACAAUCCCAGGUGUGCUGUGAUCUCAAGCAUCCCGGCAGGUCAAACUGUUGAAUUCCAAUGUGUCGACGGGUUUGAUGGCCGCUAUGUUAACAUAGUUAUCCCCGAAAGAAAGGAGUGGCUGGUCCUGUGCGAGGUGGAGGUGUAUGGCUCGGUCCUGGAUUAGCUUUAACAUUUACUUCCAUUUGCAAGAAUAUAGCCAAUGUUGUUAUAUGUACUCAAACUAACCAACAUAAUAGAUCCAGCUUUAAUGUGAUAGUUAAUAGAUUUAGCUUUAAUGUGAUUGUUCACAUGACAAAUAACCAAUAGAAUUGUGUGCAACAUGGAGUUAAGUUUUAGACAAUAGCAAAAUGACGGAUAAAAUGGGUCUUUGAUAGUCUCUGUGUUAACAUCAGCCUACAACAAUCACGUGUGAAACUAGGACACGGUAUUGCUCAAAAAUGUCCGAUACAGAUACUGGUACCGAUACCAUGAAUUUGAUACCGGAUCCUGAUUGAUACUUUUAUUGAAACCAAUUUUACCGAAAUCCAUUUA